Debaryomyces fabryi is the source of this 342-nucleotide messenger RNA. RefSeq names its product glutaredoxin. The transcript has a single exon. Gene Ontology annotation, cellular component: cytoplasm. Bases 1 to 342 code for a protein of 113 amino acids. Gene Ontology annotation, molecular function: glutathione disulfide oxidoreductase activity. Gene Ontology annotation, biological process: cellular response to oxidative stress. The record is from RefSeq and is a predicted model, not a curated record. Lineage: Eukaryota; Fungi; Ascomycota; Pichiomycetes; Serinales; Debaryomycetaceae.
AUGCUUGAAUAUAUCAAAUCGUGGUUCGUUUCACCUCCAGUAUCGGCAGCAACGAAAGCUGAAAUUCAAAGCCUAAUUGACAGUAACAAAAUUUUAAUUUUUCUGAAGACAUAUUGUCCAUACUGUGAUUCAACCAAAAAUUUAAUAAAGUCCUUAACGCCUGACUUUAAAGUAGUCGAGUUGAACACUUCGAAUAAUGGCAGAGAAAUACAAGACGCUUUGCGUGAAAUGACGGGACAAAACACUGUUCCAAAUGUUUUUAUCAACAAGAAACAUAUUGGUGGCAAUUCGGAUCUUCAAGCUUUACAAGGCGCCGGCAAACUCAAGCCAUUACUUAACUAA